AUGGCGGCAAAACAUCAUCCGGAUCUGAUAAUGUGUAGAAAACAGCCAGGGAUAGCUAUUGGAAGAUUGUGUGAAAAAUGCGAUGGAAAAUGCCCAAUUUGUGAUUCAUAUGUAAGACCAUAUACUUUGGUACGAAUUUGCGAUGAAUGCAACUAUGGAAGUUAUCAAGGAAGAUGUAUUAUUUGUGGAGAAAUUGGUAUAUCGGAUGCCUACUAUUGUAAGGAAUGUUGUCUUUGUGAAAAGGAUAGAGAUGGAUGCCCGAAAAUUGUUAAUUUAGGUAGCGCAAAGACAGAUCUAUUUUAUGAAAACAAAAAAUAUGAAUUUAAAAAACAGUAA
Plasmodium yoelii is the source of this 336-nucleotide messenger RNA. RefSeq names its product pre-mRNA-splicing factor RDS3, putative. The coding region runs from base 1 to 336 and encodes 111 amino acids. Gene Ontology annotation, biological process: mRNA splicing, via spliceosome. Gene Ontology annotation, cellular component: U2 snRNP; catalytic step 2 spliceosome; precatalytic spliceosome. NCBI's taxonomy places the organism in Eukaryota, Apicomplexa, Aconoidasida, Haemosporida, Plasmodiidae. The record is from RefSeq and is a predicted model, not a curated record. The transcript is spliced from 5 exons.